Molecule: messenger RNA, 530 nt
Organism: Entrophospora sp. SA101
Lineage: Eukaryota; Fungi; Glomeromycota; Glomeromycetes; Entrophosporales; Entrophosporaceae
Source: the annotation of a GenBank genome assembly
AUUGUUCCAAUGAAACUGAUUCCAAUUUGAUACUUGCUUUAACUUCGAAACUGAUUCAAAAAUGUUCCAAUGAAACUGAUUCCGAUUUGAUACUUGCUUUAACUUCAAAACUGAUUCGAGACUGUUCCAAUGAAACUGAUUCUGAUUUGAUACUUGCUUUAACUUCAAAACUGAUUCAAAAAUGUUCCAAUGAAACUGAUUCCGAUUUGAUACUUGCUUUAACUUCGAAACUGAUUCAAAACUGUUCCAAUGAAACUGAUUCCGCGUGGGCUAAACAAUGGAUUAGAAACAAUACUGUACCUACUUCAAAGAGAGGAAAACAUCCUAAAAUACAAAGCCUAUGGAAUCAUGAAGACAUUGCUGCUCAAGUAGGAAGUUAUAUACGAUCUAACAAAUCUGAUAUAACACCCAAAAAUUUAUGUGAGCAUGUUAAUGGUACAAUAUUGCCAAAUAUAGGAGUGGAUAAUGAAGAUAAGCAAAUAUCUGAAUCAACUGCAGAAAGAUGGCUUAGAAGAUUAGGAUGGGUUUAG